AAUUAAUAUUAAAUAUUAAAAAGUGAUUCAAAUAUCAAGAAUAAUCUGAAAAUGUCUUCAGUUUUCUCUGUCAUUGUUUUAAGUGUCUGUUCGGUUGCAGUCAUCGGUGAUACGGAUUUGCAACAAUUAACUAAAAAUCUGAUCAAAUCACUCAAUCCAAACGGCGCUGACUCUCAUCCCAAUGAACUUCUCCUACAAUUAACUAAUGGUGAACACUCGGCGUUAAAAUCCUUUGUUGGGGACAACUCUCAGGAAAAAUUAAAACUCGAGAUCUCUUUUGCCGGAACCGUUAGUAUCAGUGCUCAGAGGAAUGACCAAAAGGUUGUCGUGUCGACAGACUAUUUGGGAGGACUCGGCCUUCAGUUGAAUGCCAAUCAAAGCAAUGCCAACACAAUUGAUGGCAAACCUGUGGAUCCAUUCCUGAAGAAUAUCUACGAAACA
Oppiella nova is the source of this 441-nucleotide messenger RNA. NCBI's taxonomy places the organism in Eukaryota, Metazoa, Arthropoda, Arachnida, Sarcoptiformes, Oppiidae. The record is from the annotation of a GenBank genome assembly.